Messenger RNA from Talaromyces atroroseus, 1575 nucleotides. RefSeq lists its product as hypothetical. Lineage: Eukaryota; Fungi; Ascomycota; Eurotiomycetes; Eurotiales; Trichocomaceae. The record is from RefSeq and is a predicted model, not a curated record. The coding region runs from base 1 to 1575 and encodes 524 amino acids. Gene Ontology annotation, biological process: polyketide metabolic process. The transcript has 3 exons.
AUGGCCGCCAUCAGUAUAAAUACCCCGGGAAACGGCCUCGUCUACAACACGUUCCUGAAUUCGCAGCUCUCUACGCCGCGGCUCUGCAUCACCUCAGAGGAGGGAGAGUUUGACACGGAGACCAUCCGGAACUGGCAAAAUGAGGGCUUCGAAGUUACAUAUGUGCCGCUGGACGGCGGUGGGAAGGAAUAUGCAGCUCGUUUGGAGAGUAUGAAGGAGGGCUUGAGGGUUGGGGAGCAGUAUGCUAUUAUCGCCUACGGACAUGCGGCGUCUUUCUGUCUCGAUCACUUUCACAAACCUACCACGGGGGCCCGACUAACGGCCCUCGUCGCGUAUUAUCCCACUGCUAUCCCUGAUACCCGUACAAAAUUCCCGCCCAGUCUAAAAGUUCUGGUUCACCUUGCCGGCGAGAGCGUCGAUGUGGUUACCACGCCACAGGUGCUGGGCAUCCAGGGACGCAAGAAACGCGUAACCAGACGCCGGAUUGACACUGGAGUUGGUAUUGGCGAACGCAAGGACAUUUCCUAUACGGCGUUUACGUAUGACUUUGCGGACCCAGGGUUUGCUGAGCACGACUUGGAUGAGUAUGACCAUGCAUCGGCUGAGUUGGCUUGGUCGAGGACUUUGGAUGUUAUGCGCAAGGCGUUCCGUAAGGAUGCGGAUUUGGAGCGGCCGUGGGAGAUUAACACGGAAAGCAAACUCUUUACUGACAAUCUGUCUCAAACUAUGGAAACAUAUGUAACCCACAAGAACCCCGCAGUCACUUUCGGCCCAACACUCGCCGGUGGCAUCGGAGCCAAAGCCCUGCGACGCUUUUACGAGAACGACUUUCUACAAACCAAGCCCCCAUCCAUGAGAUUGCGACUCUUGUCUCGCACGGUCGGAGCAGAUCGAGUCGUCGACGAGAUCUAUACCAGUUUUGAGCACACCGUUGAAAUGCCCUGGAUGCUGCCUGGUGUGCCACCUACUGGUAAAAGAGUGGAAUUGAUCCUUGUGGCGAUAAUUUCUCUCAAAGCAGAGAGGAUCUUUACAGAGCAUCUGUACUGGGACCAAGCUAGCGUCCUAGUGCAAGUAGGCUUGUUGGACCCCAAAUUGCUCCCGGAGGGAGCUGGAGCAGUCAAGACGCUGCCCGUAACUGGCCGAGAGGCUGCUCGGCGUAUUCUGGGCGAAUAUCCUGCGCGCGGUGACGAAUAUCAUAAGACAUUAAUUGCCAGCGCUAAGACUCCUGCCGGUAAAAAGUCAAGACAGUCGACUCCGAAACCUUCCAAUCGAAACCAGUCAUCAGCAAGCAUUGAGAAUAUCGAGCAGCGGAAUGUAGGGACUAGUGUUAACGGCAAAGAUACCGGCGAAUCAUCGAACGCCAAUGGCAGUAGUGGGAAGAGGACACCCAAGAAAUUAGGCACUUCAAAGGAGGGCAAAGGAAAGGCCCCAGAAGGUAAGAUCAAUGACUUCCAGAAUAGAGAAGUGCCCGAAGGCAGCGAGGGUAAAGAAGGUGAUGGUUCUGCGGAUGCUGAAAGUGAAGCUGCUCCGCCGGUGAGACCGAUGGGUGCGCAGGUCGAAUCUGAUGGUGAGUGA